AUGUCGCAACGAGAACAUAUUCAAUGGACAGACGUUGCUGGCUUGGAAUCAGUCAAGAAAAUACUUAAAGAAGUCAUUGUUCUUCCCUUUUUGAGGCCUGAUAUUUUCACUGGAAUUCGUGCGCCCCCCAAAGGUGUCUUACUUUUUGGGCCGCCUGGUACCGGCAAAACAAUGAUUGGUAAGCACGCAGUUGCUCUUAUUUUCUACUAUUUCACAUUAUCACUCUUUCAUGUUGAUUCACUGCUUACUAGUCGAAAUGAACAGGAGCAUGAAUCGUCAAGGCGUAUUAAAACGGAAUUUUUAAUUCGACCUCAAGAAUUGGAUGCAGCGGUUAAGCGCCGUUUCGCCAAACGCUUGUACAUUGGUUUGCCAUGUAAUGCUGCAAGAGCACAGAUGGUUCGCGUGUUGCUCGAUGAUCAGAAACAUGCACUUACUGAUGCUGAUAUUGAGAGCAUUGCAAAACUUACAGAAGGUUAUUCGGGUGCCGACAUGAAGCAGCUGUGUACAGAAGCAGCUAUGGGCCCGAUUCGGUCGAUCGCUCUCAGUGAUUUUGAAGCAGCAGUACGCGUUGUUCGCCCGACUGUUGUUCCGGAGGAUCUCAAAAGUUACGAGGACUGGAACAGGCAUUAUGGUUCUUUUGUUUUUGAAUAA
Gongylonema pulchrum is the source of this 651-nucleotide messenger RNA. The record is from the annotation of a GenBank genome assembly. NCBI's taxonomy places the organism in Eukaryota, Metazoa, Nematoda, Chromadorea, Rhabditida, Gongylonematidae.